AAUAGGCUAUAUGCACACGGAGGUGAUGACGUACUUCCGCUAAAAUCUCAGCCUGCUAAGCCAUUUCCGCUCGCGCUGAGGCGAUUGUUUACAAAGCGAUAUAACAGCAACUACAAUAUGACUAGUAAGAAAACGUUCAAAUUUCAGCGAACCAUCUAUAGUACAGCCGAGCAUUGUUGUGUGCCUCUGUGUCAAGCUUCGAGCAAGUACAACAGUUUACUUAGUUUUCAUACAUUUCCAUCUGACGCGGAAAUCAGGCGAAAAUGGCUUGUAGCUAUCCGGAGGGACAAAUUCACAGUUACUCCCCAUACCCGAGUAUGUAGCCGACAUUUUAACAAGGAUGAUGUUCGUGAGCCCUUAUCAGAGACGGGGAGGCGGCUAUUAAACAAGGGAGCUGUCCCAGCACUGUUUGAGUGGAACAAUUUCACCCUUCCCACUUCACGACCGGGGGUGUGGGAGAGGAGAGAGCGUCCGCCUCCGAUGACGGAGGAUGACGGCGACGCAGGCGAGAAAGCUGAUAUCCCUAUGGACCACGACUACGCUUCGGCUUCAGAUCCUGCAGUUGUUGAUUUAGCCCUUGAUGACAACAUGUCUCUCAGAGAUGAGAUUCUCAAGCUGAGGGAACACGUCGAGAAGCUGACAAUGAAUCAGCGCUUUGGAAUUCAUCGUUUUGCUGCCUCAGACAAGGACAUACGUUUUUUCACAAGAUUUGCAUCCUAUGACCUGCUGAUGAGAUUCUGGGCCUUAAUAGAGCCAUCACUGCCAAAUAUGGUCAGUGUGACACAAGCACAGAGAGGCACCUUUACAGAGCCAAGUUCCACUGUAACUCGUUUCCUGCAGCCCAUUGAUGAGAUGUUCAUGUUUCUCAAUUACCUGGCACUGGGUUCAAAACAGCGUGAUCUUGCUGACCGGUAUGGAGUCCACCAGUCCACAGUCAGUCGGAUCAUUACAACAUGGAGCAACUUUCUGUACACUGUGCUAGGGUCUGUGAGGAUCUGGAUACCAGAGGAGAAAAUAAGGGCACAUCUGCCAGCUGAGUUUAAGGACUAUGCAGACACUACAGUCAUCCUGGACUGCACAGAGCUAAGGUGCCAGUGCCCUUCAUCACCUCUUCUCCAAAGUGAAAUGUUCUCAGCAUACAAGUCCCACUGUACUCUCAAAGGGCUGCUUGGAGUGGCUCCUCAUGGGGCGGUCACAUUUAUUUCUCAACUGUACGCUGGUUCCAUCAGUGACAAACAGAUCACGCGUGAGUCUGGAAUUCUCUCCCUUUUGAGACCUGGAAUGGCCAUCAUGGUCGACCGAGGUUUUCUGGUUGAUGACCUUGUACCUUGCAAGAUUUAUAGGCCAGCAUUUCUCUCUGGAAGAUCCCAGAUGUCUGCCUGUGAGGUCAGGGAGACCCAAGCAAUUGCACGCCUCAGGGUGCAUGUUGAGCGCCUCAUACGGCGUGUUAAGGAACACAAGUUCUUUGACACAGAGAUUCCACUUCGGCUUUUUGGCAACAUUAAUCAGCUGUAUACUGUUGCAUGUCUUCUGACGAACUAUGAAAACGGGCCUCUUGUAAAGGCUUGGGCAAAGAAGCCAGAGUAGCAGCAGUAGAAAAAAAUAAAAAUUAAUAACCUAUGACCAUUUGUAUAACUACUUUCUUUAAAUGUACCUUUGUAAAUUACUUUGUAUAAAUUGAAUUUUAUAAUUAAUGUUAUGUAUGCACUGCUGUACAUUGCACAUACUCUUUGAAUAAAGAACUACUGAAUUA
This is a messenger RNA of Carassius gibelio (silver crucian carp), 1753 nucleotides long. RefSeq lists its product as uncharacterized. NCBI's taxonomy places the organism in Eukaryota, Metazoa, Chordata, Actinopteri, Cypriniformes, Cyprinidae. The transcript is spliced from 3 exons. The coding region runs from base 118 to 1587 and encodes 489 amino acids. The record is from RefSeq and is a predicted model, not a curated record.